Messenger RNA from Daucus carota subsp. sativus, 2385 nucleotides. Its product is annotated as transcription factor MYB124. Gene Ontology annotation, biological process: regulation of DNA-templated transcription. Bases 357 to 1724 code for a protein of 455 amino acids. Gene Ontology annotation, molecular function: RNA polymerase II cis-regulatory region sequence-specific DNA binding; DNA-binding transcription factor activity, RNA polymerase II-specific. The record is from RefSeq and is a predicted model, not a curated record. The transcript is spliced from 12 exons. Gene Ontology annotation, cellular component: nucleus. Lineage: Eukaryota; Viridiplantae; Streptophyta; Magnoliopsida; Apiales; Apiaceae.
GUCAUCUUAAUCCAACCCAACCCCCGUUCCAAUGCUCACCUACUUUACAAUACCACCACAACUCUGAUUAUAUUACUCCUAACAACGUUCAUAAAACACUAAACCCCAAUAUAAAUAUACUAAAACCCCAUUUGUUUUUACAGUGAGAGAAGAAAGUUACGCUUUCUAAGCAACAAAAGAUAAUGAUAUACUCGCAAGCUUCUUAACUUUUACCACAACACUCUCACUUUCUCGAUUCUUGAACAAAUCUCGAUAUAAAUUACUCAAGUUUCGAUUCAUUCAAGGAAGGAAGCACUAGCAUGCAAGAGCUCAGAAGCUAUUUUAUACGUUUCAUCACCUUGCUUUUUGCCUAAACAAUGCAAACCUUGCAGCAGAAGAAGACUAGUAGACCCAUCGUUUCUUGGUCUUCUCAGGAAGAUGAUAUCUUGCGGGAACAGAUUCGGGUUCAUGGCACUGACAACUGGUCGAUUAUUGCUUCGAAUUUUACUGAUAAGACCACAAGGCAGUGCAGGAGAAGAUGGUAUACUUAUUUGAAUUCUGAUUUUAAGAAAGGGGGAUGGUCACCUGAGGAAGACAUUCUUCUAUGUGAGGCUCAGAAGAUUUUUGGUAAUAGAUGGACUGAAAUAGCGAAAGUAGUAUCAGGCAGAACUGAUAAUGCUGUGAAGAAUCGAUUCUCUACUUUAUGUAAAAAGAGAGCAAAGCGAGAGGCGUUAGCUAAACAAAACGCAACUAGUUAUGUCAACUUGAACAACAAAAGGGUUAUUCCUCGACUUGAUGCUGAUGAGGAUGAAUUAUCAGAAACUGGAGUGCUUCAUAAGAAGAUAAGAACAAAUGAAAGCUCUGAUAUGACUGAAAGAUCGCGAGAGGAAUUCAGAGAAAUGGACGAACAAAUUAGACCACCAUUCGCGGUAAUGGUCCAAGACUUUAACAUUUUGAGGGACCUGGAAACACAAGCCAGCACCGACUUGAUUCAAGGUAUAUAUCUCAAGAAGGAUGACCCGAAGAUUAUAGCACUAAUGCAACAAGCAGAACUACUCAGUUCACUUGCACUUAAAUUUGAUGCAGAGAACAAAGAUCAGAGUAUUGAUAAUGCUUGGAAGAUUCUCCAAGAAUUUCUCAAUCAAAGCAAAGAUGCUGAUAUGAUCAGAUUAAGGAUCACCGAUGUGGAUUUUGAACUUGAGAAUUCUAAAGACUCGGUUAGUAGAGAUGACAUCCAACAGUCUUGGAGGGCAUCACAUUUCUAUGCAGAUUCUCCAAGUAGCUCCGAGUAUAGUACUGGAUCAACACUUUUGACCCAUUUAACAGUUGAUAAACCAGACCGUAUUGCAGCUGAUGCAUCUGAUGCGUAUCAUAACUCAGCUCAUCCUCAAUCAAAUCAGAUAGGACAGUCGAUAGUUGAUUCUGUUGUUGAGAAGCACACCGUCUCCUGCACAACUAAUCAAACUAAAGAAAUUUUACCAAUAUCAAGUCUUGUGCCACCUUGUGAUGAUUUAAAUGAUGAUAUGGGAAUGGUUUACGACCUCCCGAGCAAUGAAUUAAACUCCCCACCUCAAGUAGCCCCCGUGUUCAGAUCGUUGGCAUCAGGGAUCCCCAGCCCACAAUUUACAGAAAGUGAAAGGCACUUCCUACUCAAAACUCUUGGUGUGGAGACUGCAUCUCCGAACCCAAGCACAACAGCUUCAAGACCACCACCCUGCAAAAGGGCUCUUCUCCAAAGUCUCUGAUCAACCACUGGUUUUCUCACGAGACGUCUUUUACUAUUAUUCACAACUACAGGUUUUAUCUUCAGUUUUGGAGUUCUUUUUUCACUUGAAUUGCAGUCAUUCCCACCUAAAUUUUUACAGGUCUACCAAAAUCAGAUCUGCCUUGAACUCUAGAAUGCAACGGUGCAUCCUAGAUUCAUUCCCAUGAAGAUUUUGUCCUAUGUUCUGCAUUCUUGUUUGCAUCACCAACGCUAAUAUCCACAUUGCACACCAAUGUGUUCUGGUAGCGAAAUUCUUUUGUUUAUCUUCUUUCGGGUCUUGAAUACGGUUAUUCAAUUCUCCAUAAAUAUUUUUGCCUUGGAGUGUCCUUUUGUACAUGACUUACAACAUAAUUCCUUAGUUUUUAAGAGUGUAACUAUACAUUGGCUCGUCGCCAAUUUAACCCCUUGUAGAGCAAAGGAUGACAAUAAGGGGAAGACUAUAGUAAAACGUAGAAAGAGCUAGAAGGAGCAUCAACCAAAAUGAACUCCUUUUACUUAGUUUGUUUAGGUGUGCAGAGGGUUUCGGUAUAACUUCUCAUUGUAUUCACUUCUCUUUUUACGCCUUGGUUUUCAAUGUAAUUUGACACAAAGAUUACUGAGUGUUUGAAGAAUGUGGUUUUGAUGGAAAAUUGUUGCAGAAA